Molecule: messenger RNA, 3951 nt
Organism: Acanthochromis polyacanthus (spiny chromis)
Lineage: Eukaryota; Metazoa; Chordata; Actinopteri; Pomacentridae
Gene: sdc2
Product: syndecan 2
Exons: 5
Coding region: 307-951 (214 amino acids)
Biological process (GO): cell migration
Cellular component (GO): cell surface; membrane
Source: RefSeq, a predicted model, not a curated record
CGGGAGCGCGCAUCAGGCAGAGAGAGAGGGAGAGAGGGAGGCAGGGAGCUCAGUGCAGAUUUCAGCGACACACGGCGCGCAGAGGAGUUGCGAUUAAAGCGUUUCCAGAAAUACGGUCGAUUUUUACGCACGAAGAAGAAGGAAAAAAGGAGAAAGAGGAGAAGAAGCUGCAGCAGGAGGAGGAAGGAAUCAGCGACACGGUGGGAUCCUGAGGAGUUUUGGCUGCGAGCAGAAGGAGAAAGAAGAUCCGACGUCGGUCCGCAGCGGUUGUUGUUGUUUUCUCUACCUGGAUAAAUCUGAGGAAUAAUGAGGAACGUUUGGAUAAUUCUGAGCCUCGGACUGACCGUGAUCCUCUGCGGGGAGACGAUAGCAGCAGCAGCAACCAAGGCUUCCUCUCAGGGCGACGACUUAUACCUGGACGACACAGGUUCAGGAGGUUACUACCCUGAAGACGACGAUGACUUCAACUCAGGAUCCGGCUCAGGUGGAGGCGAGGACGUGGUGGAGGAAACGGCGACCGUCAGUCUGGUUUACAUCGAGCCCAACGCCGCUCAGCCCACCCAGGACUCCACCAAAGAUUUCACCCCCAGGAUGGACACAGCGACGGUCAGGGAAAAGACCCGAGACAGCACGAACAGGAAACCCUUUAGAACAGAGGCUCCAGUUCCAGUCACAGAGGACAUGCAGAGGAACCAGAUGACCAGUACGACCAGCGCUCCCGGUUCGCCUCAGGAGCCCAUCGAGGUCCGCACUGAAAACCUCUUCCAGAGGACGGAGGUGUUGGCAGCUGUUAUCGCGGGCGGCGUCAUCGGCUUCCUGUUCGCCAUCUUCCUCAUCCUCCUCCUGGUCUACCGCAUGAGGAAGAAGGACGAGGGCAGCUACGACCUCGGAGAGAGGAAACCCUCCGGAGGGGCCUAUCAGAAGGCCCCGACCAAGGAGUUUUAUGCAUAAAGUCCCGCCCACCCGUCACCUGAUCGACUGAACCUCGAGCGACCGUCGGAGCUGCGGCCGGCGCCGUCGACAGCGAACCCGUUCAAACACGACAAACAGCAAAACGAGUUGAUUAAAGGUAAAAUAGCUUCAAGGAAAAGCUUUUGCAUAGAGUAUUGUAAUUUUUCUUUCUUCUUUUUUUUUUUAAAUGAAAACCUCUCAUUUUAUGGCAAAUCUGAGUAUAUUUAAACAUUUUGUGUAUUAUUUGAAAAAAUAAAAACCCCGAAUCUGUAAAGGCGAAGAAACCCGAUCGCUUCUGGAGCCGUUUUUAGCCGCUGACUACUUUUAACUGUAGCAGUCUGUUCUUUGUAAAGAAAAACAAUUUAAAGUGGAAAUAAUUGAAUAUAAUUAUUCUGUAUCGAACCUACUUUCAUUUUUGUUUUCUUUUUAUUUUGUCCUAGCAUGUCUGAUGUUGAUCUCUAAAGGUGUAUUUCAUUAAUUUAUCUUUUCUCUGAUGUUAAAAAAAAUGCCUUUGUAGAUUUGAUGAAGCUGUCUGGUCUUCACAUUAACGCUGUUAACGGUCAAAUGUAAAUGUUCCUUCAGGUUACAAUGUUUAUUAUUUGCUCUGGCAUCAGUUUAUUUUCUGUCUUUGUUCUCUUCUCGUGUAGCCUUUUCUUCUUCUUCUUCGACUUCUUCGUCUUCUCGUUUUAUUUUCAGGUCUUGAAAAGAUUUUAAAGAAAAUGUGUCAGGGCUCAAGGAAAAAAAUCACAAAUCUGGCUUCUGUUCUGUGUCGUUUCUUUUCUAGUUAAAUCCACAUUUGCACAUCCGUUCACUGCUUUCUGCUGUUCGUGGAGUGUUUUUAUCUCCUGCAGACCUUCCCCCUCGCUUCCACCUCCUUUCUAAUCCCGUCGGAUCGCGGCCGGUCGAGCUGUCGAUCCCGCUUCGUCUCCUUUCAGAGCUGCGUGGAGUCGAUGUGCCGAUGCUUUUAGGCCCAAAGAUCCCAGCAUGCAGAGCACAAACCCAUAAAUGAUCCUGCACAGAAACCUCCAGUGUUACGGUGCGUGUCCACAGGGGCGUUUAUUUCUUACAUGGAAAAGCGUUGCCUCUGAAUAUCGCUUGCUUUAGCUUCAGUCCGGUAGAAGUGUCGGACCAACAUGGCGGCUCAAACUUUCCCUUUUAUUACGAAAAGAGUUCAGCACAAAGUAUGUCUGAAAGCGUCUGAGGUGUUUUAUUCUACCUCUCUACAAAAGGUAGAAACAGUUGAAGGUAACACCAGCCAAUGCAGAUGUUCUUUGACAAUGUUUCGCUUAUAGCAUAAAUUUUUCUUGGUAUUCAAUUCAGUUUGUCCUUUGAUUUGAACUUCGUCAGUUCGGACAUUCUAGUUCUGUUCUUUCAUAAUGAUUCACUUGCUGAGCAUACUUCUUUGUAAAAAACAAAAUAGCUUGAUAGUUAAGAGUUGAACGUGCUUAAUCUUCAUGUAUACAGGGCAAACUUUGGCGCGGGGGUUAAUCUAGAAUGUUAAGCUACGUGUCCACAGAGGCAUCACAUCUAAAUACCGCCCGCUUGGUGAGCCACUAGUUGGUCACAACAGCUGAUUUGCUUCAGUCCGGUAGAAGCAUCGGACCAACUUGGCAGCUCAGUCGCAAACUUUCUCUUCUAAUACAAGAACAGUUCAGCGCAAAGUACCUCUGAAAGCAUUUGAGGUGAGAAAUAAGCUGCUGAAUCUGCACUUGCUUUAGUUCAGGUUUAGACAUUUUACGAAAGUUUCGCGAUUCGUCGGACUUUCGCUCCCCACGCCUCAUUUACACGAAGCAGAGGAGGGUCUGCGGCUGCCAUCCAGAGACCAAACAGUAGAAGAACCACAACUUCCGAGAUUGAAGAUGCUUUUGUUGAACGUUUGCCUGGUUGGACAUCAUAAAUUCAUCCUUCAGAAUCAGACUGUCAACACAGGGUUUUACUGUAGCAACAGGGUCAACGGCAGAAAAGUAUUUCUGACAGCAUUUGAGGUGAGAAAUAAGCUGCCAAAUCUGUCCUCAUUUUAGUUCAACAACGGGUGGUUCAGACGUUUGACAAAAGUUUCGCGAUUUGCUGGACUUUCACUCCCCGCGCCUGAUUUGCAUGAAGCAGAAAUCAAACUGUUUUUUUGCAAAUGAGCGGUGGAUAGCUUUGGGGUUACGAGCCAGCAUGUAGACGCGUUGCAUUUCACGUAGACGAUGAAUGGGAUGUGAGAAACAGACAGAUCCUGUGGACAUGAACCUUUACACCGGGGCGAUACGACGCAACGUAGCUCGAAACACAACGGAAUGCAACCAGCAUGCAUUCACAUACACAACGAACUAAUCCUGUGGAUGGAUCUUCGUAUGGUUAGAUCUGAUCUAAAAAACACUGUUCGGGAUCAUUUCUAAAGACUUUAGGCUGUUUGUUGGGUUUAAAACCAAGCAGGAGGUUUGUUUUGGUGCAUUUCUGCGUUAAAACGCCACAAAACAGAACAGCUGCAGUGAGUUUCUGCCUCCUGGGCUUUAAAUGGACUUGCUGUGAAGUUGGUGCAGCAGCUUUUUUCCCUCCUAAACUCCCUCCUGCAGCUUCGCCCUCCGUCUGUCUGCUCCUCUUGGUCCUUCCUCCUCCUCCUCUUCGUCGCUGUCGUCCUCUCUCGGACUGAAGGUACUGAACUAAACUGAGAAACCCAAAGACUCACAGUAUUUCUACUCCCUCUCCAUCCUCUCCAUCGUGGCCACAUCAUGUUGUUUCCUCCUCUUCUCUCUCUCUCUUCACUCUUUUAGUUCCCUUUGAGUCCGACUUGCUUAUUAGUAUAUGGAAAGAUAUAUAAAUAUAUAUAAAUGUAUAUUCACAAAUGUUUUAAACCUUCAAAGUGCCUACCAUUGGGAGCCGUUGUGCAGGUGUAGACUGGCAUUCUGUGAGCGUGGAUGACUGUAAUGGUAACUUUUUUUUAGUCUUACAAAGCUGACAGUAUUGUACCUAUAAGUUGAAACAACACUACUGAAUAAACAUUGUGGCCUAAUA